Molecule: messenger RNA, 725 nt
Organism: Thelazia callipaeda (thelaziosis nematode)
Lineage: Eukaryota; Metazoa; Nematoda; Chromadorea; Rhabditida; Thelaziidae
Source: the annotation of a GenBank genome assembly
AUGCAGGCAGCGCCAUCAACACCAAUUGAUGCAUCUAAAUUCGUUGCAUAUGUUACCGAACGGCGGAAAAAAAGGAUUUUAUUCAAGGGCGAAUAUAUUAUGAUAUUACGUUCGGUUGAUACGGCUAAAUGCCGCUCUGAUAUUGGCCAAGCGAUGAAUGUACGUAAUCAAUUUCCCGAUACACUACCUUAUGAUUAUAAUCGUGUAAUAUUACGCAAAUUACGUGGUGAUGAAGAUUCGCAUUAUGUUAAUGCCAGCUAUGUUAAUAGUUGGUUACGGAAAAAAGCCUAUGUUGUAACGCAGGCAGUCAAAACAAAGCCAGCCAUUGCAGAAUUCUGGCGAUUUAUUUGGGAGCUUGGCUCAAAUUGUAUUGUUAUGUUAACUAAAGUUUUUGAUUUUAUGCGGGUAAUGUGCCUUCAGUAUUGGCCUGCUGCUUGCAGUGAAUAUAACGGGAUUGAAGUAGAGACUUUAGAGACCAAAACUUACGCCCAUUUUGUCAUUCGAACGUUACGAUUAUCGAAGAUGGAUUCUGAUGUAGGCCAACAAAGUCGUGUAAUUAAACAUUUUCACUUUACUGAAUGGGAAUUAAACAGUUUUCCAUAUAUUAGCGCUUUUAUUGAAUUACGUCGGCGAGUUCGUCAAUAUACCGAUAAAUUUCAUGUUGAUGCACCGAUUGUUGUGCAUUGCAGGUUUGUACCUAUUUUUAAAAUUUUAUCUUUUUAAAG